Molecule: messenger RNA, 1097 nt
Organism: Brassica napus (rape)
Lineage: Eukaryota; Viridiplantae; Streptophyta; Magnoliopsida; Brassicales; Brassicaceae
Product: RPW8-like protein 3
Exons: 2
Coding region: 235-882 (215 amino acids)
Source: RefSeq, a predicted model, not a curated record
UCUUCUCUUCUGCAGAAUUAAGUUAUCACAACUUACAUAUAGAUCCAAUUAACUCCUUUCACAUAGUAACGAAAAAUCUUGACCAAUACCAAGUCAAAGUCAAUGUUGUCUCUUAUCCUUAUAUACAUCUUCCAACACAACUCAUUUUAUCAAUAAAAGCAUAGUCUUCCAUUGUUCUAUGUACAUACAUUAACCUCAGGAGCUAGUUCUUCUCUCCUUAAUAUUCUCAAGAAAAUGCCUAUUGGUGAAGUUAUUGUAGGGGCUGCACUUGGAAUUACUCUGCAAGUGCUUCAUGAAGCUAUCAUAAAAGCAAAAGAUAGAUCUUCAACCAAAAAAUGUAUCUUGGACCGCCUCGAUGCUAUAAUCUCCAGGAUCACUCCGUUGGUGGUUCAUGUCGAUAAGAUCAGCAAAAGAGUAGAAGAUUCUGAGAGGAAAGUCAUUGAAGAACUCAAGCGUCUUCUUGAAAAGGCUGUUUCUCUUGUUGAGGCUUAUGCAGAACUCAGACGCAGAAACCUACAUAAGAAGCAUAGGUGCAAGAGUAGAAUCAAAGAGUUAGAAGCUUCAUUAAGAUGGAUGGUAGAUGUGGAUGUUCAAGUCAACCAAUGGCUAGAUAUCAAAAAACUCGUGGCUAAGAUGUCUGAAAUGAACACAAAACUCGACAAGAUCACGUGCCAACCAACUGAUGGUAGUUGUUUCAAGAGCAAUGAUAGCACAUCACCAGUGUUUUCACAAAGUAGUAGGCUCGAAGCAACAGACGGAUCUUCAGAGGAAGAUGAAGAAGAAAGCCCAAGUAAUGGAUCCGAACCAAGGAUCGAUAUCCACCUGCGAUGGAUUUCAAGAAAAGGAAGAAAAGAUCAUGGGAUCCGAUUCACGGCCAAGUGAUGGCUUAAGCAACAAGUAAAAUGAAUGAAUGCUCAUUUGUGAAAUAUGAUUAUCUUUUUUUUUUUUUUUGUGGUUGUGUGGAAUGGAAAUGGAAUCAUGUACACAAAUAAAAAUGUAGUUUACCAAAAACAAAUGUGUAGAAAUGUAGAAUUCUUUUUUUUUCUCAAAUCUAAAUGUCAAGUACAAAAUACCAAUAUAAAGAAUUUUAUAAAUGA